This is a messenger RNA of Canis lupus familiaris (dog), 5599 nucleotides long. RefSeq names its product MON1 homolog B, secretory trafficking associated (gene MON1B). Gene Ontology annotation, biological process: vesicle-mediated transport; protein targeting to vacuole. Lineage: Eukaryota; Metazoa; Chordata; Mammalia; Carnivora; Canidae. The record is from RefSeq and is a predicted model, not a curated record. The transcript is spliced from 6 exons. Bases 154 to 1809 code for a protein of 551 amino acids.
UCACGCCGCCAGCCGGCUGUAGGAGAGGCGGCCCCGCUCGCCUGAGAGCCGUGCGAGCCGGUGCGGCGGAAGGGCGCACAGGCGGCUCGUCGGGUCCCCGACCAGACGACGUAAACCCGGGAGAGGCACGCGUCGUCUCAACGGGAUGUGCAGAUGGAGGCUGGAGGAGACACUGCUGCCCCGGCCCCUGGGGACGCGGAGGACCUGGAGGACACGCGGUUCCCCAGUGAGGAGGCUGGAGACGGUGGAGGGGUUCACGAGGACCCGCCGGAUCCUGGAGACGGGGACCUGGAGAAAACAGAAUCCGAGACGAAGGAUCAGCCACCUGGCCUGCUGUCACCACUGCCCCAGUCAGAGGCCCCAUCAUGCACCUGUGGGCUUUGGGAUCCUGCAGCCUCCGAGAAUAGUCCCAUGGGGGCCCCUGAGAGUGGCUCUGGGGGCCAGGGUGGGGACCCCAGUGAUGAGGACUGGCGCAGCAAGCGAAAGCACGUGUUUGUGCUGAGCGAGGCAGGCAAGCCCAUCUACUCAAGAUACGGUAGUGUGGAGGCUCUGUCGACGACCAUGGGUGUGAUGACAGCCCUCGUGUCCUUCGUGCAGAGUGCAGGAGAUGCCAUCCGCGCCAUCUAUGCUGAGGACCACAAGCUGGUGUUCCUGCAGCAGGGCCCACUGCUGCUGGUGGCCGUGUCAAGGACUCCUCAGUCAGCAGCCCAGCUGCGGGGGGAGCUGCUAGCUGUGCACGCACAGAUCGUGAGCACGUUGACACGUGCAAGUGUGGCCCGCAUCUUCGCACGCAAGCAGAACUACGACCUCCGCCGCCUGCUGGCCGGUUCAGAGCGCACACUAGACCGGCUUCUGGACAGUGUGGAACGGGACCCUGGUGCCCUGCUCCUGGGCGCCGUGCGUUGUGUGCCUCUGGCUCGCCCUCUGAGGGAUGCACUGGGUGCACUGCUACGACGGUGCACAGCACCUGGCCUGGCACUGUCAGUGCUGGCGAUUGGAGGUCGACUGGUGACGGCAGCCCAGGAGCGGACUGUGUUAGCCGAGUGCCGGCUGGACCCCGCUGACCUGCAGCUGCUGCUCGACUGGGUGGGUGCCCCGGCCUUUGCGGCAGGGGAGGCAUGGGCACCUGUGUGCCUGCCCCGCUUCAACCCUGACGGUUUCUUCUACGCCUACGUGGCUCGCCUGGAUGCCAUGCCGGUCUGCCUGCUGCUGCUCGGCACUGACCCUGAGGCCUUCCAUGACAUGGCCACCUGCCGGCGCCUGGUUGAAGAGGGCAUGCACACCCUUGGUGCCAUGCGUGCCCUUGGGGAGGCGGCCAGCUUCUCAAAUUUCCCAUCAACCAAUGCUCCUGCCUACAGUGUGCAGGCUGUGGGGGCACCUGGCCUCCGACACUUCCUCUAUAAGCCGCUGGAUAUCCCCGACCAUCACCGCCAGCUGCCCCAGUUUACCAGCCCCGAGCUGGAGGCCCCAUACAGCAGGGAGGAGGAGCGGCAGCGCCUGUCGGACCUGUACCACCGUCUGCACGCACGCCUCCACAGUUCCUCCAGACCCUUGCGCCUCAUUUACCAUGUGGCCGAGAGGGAGACACUGCUGGCCUGGGUGACUUCCAAAUUUGAACUCUAUACCUGCCUCAGCCCCCUGGUGACAAAGGCAGGUGCCAUCUUGGUAGUGACCAAACUCCUGCGCUGGGUGAAGAAAGAAGAGGAUCGACUCUUCAUUCGUUACCCACCCAAGUACUCCACACCCCCACCAGCCCCAGCUGCUUCCACAGACCAGCCUUCCCAUAAUGGCUUAUUCACUGGACCUUGAGAGGCAGAGUUCUCAGGUUGGGCAAUGCUGAGAACUACUACCUUAGGCUUUUACCUUCUGUCUCCACCCUGGAAAUGGGGCAGGAGGCACAGAGGACAGUCUGUUUCCACAGCUCCGUCAUGCUCUACCACCUCUGGGACAGUCCUUAGUCCUUCCUCUGCCUUCCUCUCCCUCUGCCUCACCUCCUCCACUUGGAUGAUGUUCGCCUCUGUCAGGGGCUAUCUCCUCCGGUCCUGGUACCACAUCCCCUGUCCUGCAUCAGGAGUCUGUCUCCUUGAUGGGCUCUCAGCCCUGAGUGUCCAGGGCUGGCCAGGGUCCCGUUGAGUGGUCCACAGGGGCUCUGGAACUGGGAAUGCAUGGCCGGCCUGUGACUGGAACCAGCUUGGAGAGAGUUUCAGAAAGAAACAGUACAUAAAAGACCUAAAUUCAGUUCCUACAAGGACAUUCCUUUGCCCUUCACAUACGCCAUCUUAACCCUGUCAGAAGUGGCCCCCAUCAGUGUAACCUGCUGCUGACACCAGUGAGCACGUGGCCUCCAGGGCCUCCCUCCAGGACAGAGCACCUGACUUCACACGUGGCUGAGAUCAGACUUUCUGUGGGGAAGGUGCACUCGGCUUUGAAGGCUCUUUGAACUCAACCGUGAAGUGCAGAAAACCUCGCAGUGGCGGUUAUGCUAGGAUUUGUGAACGAAAGGGGACUCGAACUCUGGGUACCACCGCAAAGCACAUGUGCAUUUGUCCCAGACUUCCACAACCUGCACCACACAGCACCCUAGAAAAAGGCCUCCCCAGAGUUUGUAUGCGCGUGCGCAGCGCUCCCUCCUCGACCCAUUUGUGCCCUGUUUUCCCUGCACUGGAGCUGGUGGGCCUGGGGGGUGUACGCAUGCGCGCUGCCCCGGCUCAGGGCCGCGGGGCCGCUCGGCUGGAGCUGAAGCCUUGCUCCGGCGCUGGCCAACCGACCGGCGGGCGCGCAGUGCACGCAUGCGCACCCGCAGCCUGGCGGGCGGGGGUGCGGGGGCUCGCACAGCGGGUUUGGUUGGUUGGUUGGGGUUUUUUUUGUUUUGUUUUUUUAGCAGUAGUCCUCCAAGGCGCACGCCAGCUCAGGCCCCGCGUUGGAAAAUGGCGGGCAAGUUGGAGUCCUUGAGAAUGGAGCCCCCCGAAGUCGUGGAGGAGGCUGAGGAGGCUGAAGGUAGUGAGGGCGAGCCGGCCUCUUCCCGGCCAGAGCAGGAGGGAGGGAGCCUGUGGCCCGUUACAGUUAUGAGAUGUAAAAGAGCAGUACUAAGAAAUAAGAAUUUAAGCUUUUUAUUAAAAAAAAAACAAAAACAAAACUUCACCAAAGGGGAGGCAAAUAACGUGCAUAUUCUCAUCAUUCAGAUCAACUCCACUUUAUCAGGCACAUUGGUUUAAGUGUUUCGAAGAAACAACUAGACAUUUCAGUAUGCAUUUCUUCAAACAAAAAGGGGGCGGGACGUUGUCACAAAAAUCGCCCUGCUCCUGCCACACCGAGGAAACGCAGCAGUAAUUCCCCCAGGAUCACUUCACACCCAGCCCAUAUCACAUUUUGCGUGGACUCUAAGUCCACGAGACUUAAGAAUCGAGAAUGGCCUCUCCCACGGACGGCUUCUUUUCUAUGGGGCCCUUUGUCCAGAAUGACAUCCCACAGCCUAUUGCCCUAAAGAUGAUUAGAGAUUACUGCGUAGCUUGAAGAAGAAACCUUCCCAAUUCGGUGAUCCACUGCUAUGCCACUAACUUUUUUUUAAUUGUAGACAUUUUUGGAAUGUACCAAAGUACAGCAUGGUGAAGGCCCAUGUACCCAUCACUCUUGUUUCAGCAGCUCUGGACUGUGCCCUCCUUUGAUCUAUCUUUGUACCCCCUUCCUGCACACUCUUUAAACUACUGUAUUAAUAAUAAUAUUUGGACUGCAUCUUUCCAGAUCUACCUAUGCAGACAUCAACAAUAAUUAUGAUUGUUCACUUGUUUAUUGUUACUUCCCCAGCACUUAAAACAAUGCCUGCUUGGCAUGUAGUAGGUGCUCAGUAUUUUUUUUUUUUAUUUUUUAUUUUUUGGUAUGAAUAAUAAGUGUCACACAACAAGCUCUCUUAGGUUAGGGUUACCCAUCAAGGGCCAGCUUCCAACGAAGGAUAGGCAGGAAGAAGACAGAUGCAAAUAGAUCUCAUUUAUUGAGCACUUCCUAUAGCACUUAAGAUAGUCGCAACUAUGCUAAAAACCAUUUUAGUGUCAAGCUUUCAAAUUAGUCAAAAUUGAAGUUAUGAUUAACUUCACCAGCAAUGGAGAACAUUGAAAAGUAUAUAAAUUACCAUUUCUAGCCCCUUGGAAAUGGCUUUAAAAAGAGAGGGAUAAAUCUAGUAUUGAUUACUCUGUAGGGAAGCAGACUCUCUUGCCUCACUCAGAACUGACCAGUAAAGGCUUUGCUAGAAGCAGUUUGGCAGAAUAUUUUUAGUGUCUAAAACGCUAUUCCAUAUCUUUAGUCACCAUGCUUGGUAAUCAUAGGAUAUGCAGAUGUGUGGACCAUGAAGGAUCACUGGAGUGUUGUUAGAAGCAAAACACAAGGAGCAAUCGGAAAUGUCUAGAUUUAGAUAUACCCAUGCCCACUGUGGAAUGCCUGGUGGACACUUUUUUAAGCAGUUGGAAAAAUAUAAGAUAAAAAUUUUUUAAAGAGUAAGAUCGUGGUUUAUUGACAAAGAAUGAGCUUCAAAAAUGAUCAUACUUUUAUGAGAGAAAAGCAAGUUGGGAUUUAAAGUAAAAGAGGGGCAGUGUCAACUAGAGCCCCAGAUAUAUUGCACAGAACAAUGUCUAAAGGCCUAACCAAUCACUCACCACAAGGGACUACUUAUAUUUUUAGGAGCGUGCAAAGGUGGAGGCAUUUUUGUGAUUUUUUAAAAGAUUUUUUCUUUCAGGAAAAUGUAGUGCUAUAUAAUGUUUAAUAGAGAAAGUGAAAUUUUGAAAGGCAUCUGAGGAUCAUAUAUUAAUAUUUAUCGAUAUUAACAUCCCAAUUUUGAUGGUUAUACUGUGGUUACCUGGUAGGGCCCCCUUGUAUAUAAGAAAUAUACACUGGAAUAUUAAGGAAUAAUGGGCCAUGAUGUCUGCAAUUUAUGGUACAGAAAUGCUCACAGAUGAGAAAUCCAAUACGCAGGCAAAUAGCACUGUGGCCUUUUUCUACCACUUUUAUGUACAUCUGGAAUUAUUUCAAAAUAAAAUGUUAAAAGGGAUUCAUGCUGUACAGGCUGUUUUGUAAUAUGGAUUUCUCAAAAAAAAUUUAUCAAGAUGUCAGUUGGGUUAUUUAAGAUUUACUGAUCACUCAUGAUGACUAGGACUAGAAAUGGAGAGGAAAAACACAGAUAGAUAGAGCUUUUGCAGAAAUAGUUACAAAAGCUAGCUGUAAAAGCCGUGGGGACUCGAGAUCACGAUCCAAGCCGAAAUCACAUUGGGCACUGGAUGAUAUUACAUGAUGAUUGUUAAUCUUGUCAGUGUGAUUACAGGAUUGGAGACAUCUAAGAAAAUGUCCUCAAGUAGUUGAGACUCUAAAUGAGAUAGUUGGGCAUGAAAUGACAUAAAGCAUAGGGCUUGCUUGAAAAUAGCUCAGCACGGGCAAAACAGCUGAAGCAAAUAUGCGUGAAUAUUAAUAGUCGUCAGAUCUUAGCCAUGCAUAAUCAAAGUUCAUCAUGGUGUCCUCUCUACUUUCAUGUGUGUUUGAAAAUUUUCAUAUGAAAUAUAACAAAACAAAUAAUUACAAAUACUUCCCCUUGUUAAUAAAGUAGCUUUAAUUGUUU